Molecule: messenger RNA, 2078 nt
Organism: Corythoichthys intestinalis (scribbled pipefish)
Lineage: Eukaryota; Metazoa; Chordata; Actinopteri; Syngnathiformes; Syngnathidae
Exons: 2
Coding region: 301-1692 (463 amino acids)
Source: RefSeq, a predicted model, not a curated record
CAGGGGUACUUUCGCUGUUUCGUCAGUAGAGGUCAGGGUAAACCUUUCGCCAGCGGAUGUUCCGUUUGCAAAGGGCGCCAUUCGUAGAAGAAGACUGGCUAUCUUUCCCUUUUUUUUAAUGGUGUGGUCGAAUGUUGGCCACUUUAUACCUGAAUGUCGACGGUUCGGCUGUUCCUGUAAACGACAUCGGCCCUCGAGCGUUUUAUUUGAGGCGAGGAUAAGAGUCGAAUUCUCUUCCACGGAUACUUUUCACCGACCGACAGAAGUGCCACUUUCGAAGUAACUUCCAUCCUAGGCCUCAUGAUGGAGUUCCAAGGAAGCACUUCAGAUGGCGAUCUGAACACAGGAGGCAUUUGCUUCAGCUGCGAACAGAUCUUUUCCACUCAAACAUUUUUGGAGGAGCAUGUGUGUCCCUUUACCAGUCACAUCUGCUCCUGCGGAACCGAGUUCUCCUUGUAUGAAGACAUGCUCUCCCACAACGUCACGCACGAGCCGGGACAACAGGCGCUUCACCAUGAAAUGAUAAACAAGCGGCGUUUUCAGAAGCACAUCGAGGAAGAGGAGAAACUCAAACGCUUCAAAUUGGGGGAAGUUGUCUGGAAAGGUGAUGGCGCGUCUGCGUCAAUGAAGCAAGCGUCGUUGGCGUCAAUGAAGCAAGCGUUGUCGGCGUCUGCUUUUUCGUCUAAAAUUUCUAAACCGAGCUCCAGCGUGCCUACCUCGUAUCAGAACCUGUCGCCAUCUUUGAAUUCUCGCCAAGGUGGAAUGGACGUGAAGAGUAUGUUUUCUACUGUGGGCGCGCCAACAGUAGAUCUAUGGACAAUUUACCAGCCCGUGGUAACAUUGCAAAAUACCCGCAAGUCGAAUCCAUGGCUGCCGUACACUUGCGGAAAAUGUGGUGAGAGUUUCAAAACCAAGCACAUGCUCAUGUCGCACGCCAACAAUAGUCACAUAGCUGAUAAAAUCAGCGGCUGCAUUGGAUGUGGGCUACUGCUUUCCAGCAGGAAGUUUGUGCCUCGCUUCCACACUUGCAACUCCCCCAGCACUACGGCCAAACUCAAACUUAUUACGGCCAAGCCACCCAAUUACAAGAGUCCCGCGUUAGGAAUAAACCCGACUCAGAAUCCGCGCAACUAUUCCAAGGCGGGGAAAAAAAACAGUCAGAUGCUUCAAGUUACGUCAGCACUGCAGUUGAAGAAUCUAAAUGUACGAACCUUUGGCAAAAUGGCUCCGAAAGCUCAGCCCGCGCCUUCCAAACAAGAGAAUUCGACAGUCACCAUCCCUCAGAAGAGCAACUGGAAGCAUUCACCCUCGCCCGUGCAACCCUCCGUGGAGGUCUCAGACGUCACGUGUCGAGUGUGCCACGGCUCCUUUGAGAGCACUAUGCAGCUGCAGAGGCACAAGUGUCCCAAAGCUGACGAGUUCUUGGCCAAACACGGCCGCAUCGGCAAGGUGGUCAAGCCCAAGCGGGCGGCGCCGGCCCCCAAGGCCAGCGUCGCUCAGGUGAACGGAGAUAGAAGUCGCAGGUUCCCUGCAAAUGCCAAGAAUCAAGGUGCUGCCAACAAAGGGCAAAGCGUCGUAAACAUGGAUACAGGAGACGAUAACGAAGACGAUUGUUACAUCGUGGAAGCGGGACCCGAAAAAACAUCUGAAAUGAUCUACCAGGUCACCUCAUCUGUCCCCAUUAAAACUUGACCUGUUUGCAAGUCACACGUCGUUUGAUUAUGUUCAUUCCAAAGGAGUCAAAUGUUUCCCCAUCUUGUCCGUACUUUUACAAUACAUUUGUGUAUGCAUUUAGAUUUGUUAGAAUUAAAUAUGCAUUUGAAUUUGGCUGCAUCCCACUUUUGCAAGACAGAACAUCUGAAUUUUGGGUGGGAAUUCACAGUGAAAGUCAAUAUAUGUUAUGAUGAAAGGUGUGGUGGCAACAAGACACUGUACUAUGUCGUUUUUUGUUUUUAUAUAUAAAUAUGGUUUAGUGUGAUCAGAAUGUGUUAGGCUUAAGGAUUCACCACCAUACCAUUUUACUUCCUCUGGCUCAUUUAAAGUGAACCUUAUGUAUUAUUAAACUCUAUUUUCCAAAG